UUAUUCUGCGAGACUCAACGUUGGCCAGCUUCGGCAGUCUGUGCUGGUUGACGUGCGGUCUAGACCAUCGCUCGAAACAUCGCUUGACUCAACCAGGACAUAUUUAAUUCGCGUCUUCGCGUCCCAGCCCACAUCGCUUCACUAUCAUAUUCUUUUCAGUUCCACUGCACUCCAGAAUUACCCUGCUAACACGCGGGAAACAGACUCCGGCAAGAUGUUUGUCAAGCAGCUUCUCCCUGCCUUCGUGGCAAUCGGCUCUGUAGCGGCCCAAACGUCGACGUGCACUGUGUCCACGACGACUGUCAACAGCCAGGCCGAUGCGACCAAGCUUGCAGACUGUGAUACCGUGAAGGGCUCUGUCGUGGUCGGCACAACUGCUGGCGACAUCAAUCUUGACGGUCCGAAGGAGAUCACCGGUGAUUUCAAGGUACUCAACAAUGGCGCGAUCUCGCAAAUCUCGAGUUCCAGCCUGGAGAAGGUUGGCGGUGCCUUUACCAUGACCAACGUGACCAAGCUCAACACCAUCAACUUCUCGUCUUUGACCUCGGUUCAAUCGCUCAGCUGGCAAUCGCUCACGGGCAUCAACUCGGUCACCCUUGGACCUCUGAGGGAAGCUGAUUCGGUCAUCAUCAGCGAUACCUUCCUCAACAACCUGGACGCGUUCAACCUGAGCACUGUCAAGGUCCUCAACCUGAACAACAACCGCCGCCUCGUCAAGAUCAGCAACUCGCUGAAGAGCCUGUCGGAUUUCCUCAACAUUCAAGCCAACGGUCUCAACCUCGAGGUGGAAUUCCCCGACCUGAUCUGGAUCGCCAACAUGACUGUUGCCAAUGUCACCAAGUUCUCGAUUCCGUCACUCAAGGUCGUCAACGGCUCCGCUCGCUUUGACUCGAACUUCUUCACAUCGUUCAGCGCUCCUAACCUGACCAAGACCGAGUCGGGCGAUAUCUCCUUCGUUGGCAACGCCAAGCUCCAGAACAUGACGUUCCCCAAGCUGACGGCGAUCGGUGGUGGCCUGCUCGUUGCCAACAACACCGGUCUGGACAAGAUCGACGCCUUCAACAAGCUUGAGACCGUGGGUGGUGCUGUCAAGCUCCGCGGAAAUUUCACCGACGUGAGCUUCCCGGAGCUCGAUGUCGUCAAGGGUGCUUUCGAUGUCUCCAGCACUGCUGAUAUCGACGAGGCGUGCGAUAAGCUGAAGGAGCUCGCUCCCCGCAGCCAGGGCGGUUCCGGCAAUAUCCAGGGCACUUGGGCGUGCACCAGCAACAACUCGAAGGCCAACGAGGACACCGACUCCAGCACUUCAGCCGGCGGCUCUUCUGGUGGCAGCAAUGGCAGCAACGAUGAAAACGGUGCCGCGGGCAUUGCCUUCAACGCCGCGCUCCUGGGUCUUGUCGGCGUUGCCGCCUUUGCCUCGGCUCUCUAAGUGACGGAUACCCAUGUUUGUUCUGGGUCCUUUGGCGUUUACUAGGUCAGGCAAAUACGGAUUCUUUUCUGGUCUGGUGGUCACCGUCGGCGCAGCACCUCCGUAACAUGGCACCCACCCCUGCCGUCAUCGCGCUGGAUUCUUUCUGUCUUUCC
Molecule: messenger RNA, 1581 nt
Organism: Chaetomium strumarium
Lineage: Eukaryota; Fungi; Ascomycota; Sordariomycetes; Sordariales; Chaetomiaceae
Exons: 3
Coding region: 215-1426 (403 amino acids)
Biological process (GO): fungal-type cell wall organization
Cellular component (GO): plasma membrane; fungal-type cell wall
Source: RefSeq, a predicted model, not a curated record